AUGACUAUCUUAGCAAGUGGCGAGGGAGUAAACCUUUGUACCUCGUAUUAUACAGGUGUGGUGAUCACGCGAGUUAAAAUCGUGAAGCAAAUAUACAGGUUAGCGCCAGACCAUUAAAGCAUUUAAUAUUAAACAUUUGAAGAGAAUUUGGUAGUUUCCACAUGAUCGUAGCUUGAUAGUUAGUUAGUUGUUUGUUGCGCUGAUAUUGAUACAUUAUUGUCUUAGUACUGGUGCAUAAAUUAUACACGUCCUAAUUACGCAUUCAGUGAGUUUUUUUUUAAUUGACCGGGAAAAGCAAGACAAAAUUUUGUUCAUUUCGCGUUCAAUUUUUAACCAAAUUCAACCAAAUUUUAAUCAGUUCUUCCUUAGCCGAUGGGAAAUGCAUUAAAAAAAUUUCGUAUGAAUAUGUUUGGUAUUUCUUGAGUUAUCGUGCUCACAGACAAACACACAUAGACACAUACAUACAAACCCAGAUGAUUACAUAACCUCCUGGCGGAGGUAAUAAAUAACCUCUGCGGAGGAGAGAGAUAUUGUUAUGUCGUCUGUUAUUUUCGUUUAUUGACCAUUUGCAAUAUUGACCAUUCUCUGCAUACAUUAAUUACAAUGUUGAGCCAUUUCCUGCCUUGUGUACUUUCAAUUGUCUAUCGUUUUACGGGAUACAUUUCAAUAUUGUCCGUUGCUCUAUGGGCGUUAAUUCUCAGGGACGUAUCCCCCUCACUAUUUGUAAAUAUAAUUACUCACACACACUUUUUGCCAUAGUUUACUUUCUCUACACUUCAUGAUACAUGAUUAAUAGUUAUUCAAUGACUUAAUAGUUAUUCAAUGAAUGAUACAUUUCAAUAUUGUCCGUUGCUCUAUGGGCGUUAAUUCUCAGGGACGUAUCCCCCUCACUAUUUUGGAGUAAAUAUAAUUACCCACACACACUUUUUGCCAUAGUUUACUUUCUCUACACUUCAUGAUACAUGAUUAAUAGUUAUUCAAUGACUUCAUUUUGCAAUUAAAAUCCCUAUUUUUUUAAAAUCAACUUUUUCAAUGAAUAUAACAACCACUGAAAACGCCCUAUCCCACACACAAAAGGCUGGUAUAAAUCUAGCCGAAAAUAAUUGUUGUGAAAAUAGCACUUUCUGGAUAUGGAUUCUCGCCCUUGCGUUGCUCAUUCUACUGUUGUUUGUUGACCACUUCUGCAUAUAAAUUAAUAUAUAGAACGUUAAUUUUUCGGUAUACAUUCCAUUUUUCACCGUUUUCUGGUACACUGGCCAGGAAACAAUUGUAAAGUUUGCAAAUUUGAUUUCAGUUGAUAAUUGACCUUAGAAGUGCUUACGUCACGCAACUUUCAAUCCAUCAAAACAUUAGGUACACGCAAUGAUAUGUGGGAUACAUGUGGGUCAAAUAUUCAUUGUCUGACAGUGAAAUGACUGGCAGAUUUACCAGAAUAUACGUUAAAUUCAGGUUAUUUCAAUUAUUUGCUGUGUUGGCUACAAGAUAACAUGCCCACACACAAACCUACAGACUUAUGCACAUGAUGAUUUGGGAGAGCACGGCUAAAAAUCAAAGCCAUUUACUCCUGUUUUUAUGCGAUAAGCCUCCUACAUGAUGAUUAUCGCCAAAGUCCUUCGAAAAGCAACAACCCAGAAGAAGAAAGUACAAAUGAUCAACCUUCAAUAGUUAUUAAAGAAAACGACUGGACACGAGUUAAAGAGGGCGCUGCAUCGAGAGCUCGAGCUGAGGGUAAUGACCGUGACUGCUUUGUGGUAGAAAAUCCCAACAGAUAUUCCAUACUGAACGACGAAGCGACAAGCGACCAAGAAACAACAAGAUCAGCCCAAACGGAAAGUAUGAAGGAAAAUCAUCCGAGAAAGAAAAAGUCAGGUGAACGUAAACCUGAUGACCCCACAACAGACCAUGAAACUGUAAUUGUUGUGGGAGAUUCAAUGAUCAAACACCUCAACAAAGGACGACUACGAAGAUCAGUAGCUAAGAAAGCUCUGAAAAUCUCUACGGAAUCUUACAGUGGUGCGAACUGUGAUGCCAUGAAACAUCAUAUCAGACCCUGUCUCGCUAAAAAUCCUGAUACAGUGAUUCUACACGUCGGCACUAACGAUAUGGCACAGAAAAAUGCGAAAGAAAUUGCGAAAGGAGUCGUUGAAAUUGGUAAUAUCAUCCAGAACCAAAGUCCCAACACCAAAGUCGUCAUAUCUGAGCUGAUCACAAGGACGGACACACCAGAAAAAAGAAGAAAAGUGGCUGAGGUAAAUGCUGUUCUUUUAACUAAUUGUAAGAAGAACAAAUGGGGUCAUAUAACCCAUGCAAAUAUCCAAGCAAAACAUAUCAAUCCAUAUGGUAUCCAUCUCAAUAGAGCAGGAACACCAAUGUUAGCUAAGAAUAUUAUAAGUUUUUUGAAUGAGCAAAAUUGA
This is a messenger RNA of Paramuricea clavata, 2414 nucleotides long. Lineage: Eukaryota; Metazoa; Cnidaria; Anthozoa; Malacalcyonacea; Plexauridae. The record is from the annotation of a GenBank genome assembly.